AAUGGCUCUUCUGCACAGAGCAUGGCAAGCUAGAGGCUCUAUCCGCAGCUGCUAUAGGUUGCCCGUCCUACAACAUCGCUCCCUUUCAGGAAGGGAAAAGCUACUCCGGGUUUCGGAGGAAGUUCAAGAUGCUCUCGCUACUGGGAAGCCCGUUGUUGCGUUAGAGACGACGAUCUACACUCACGGUAAACAACGACCAUGAAGCGUGCUCUACGUCGAUUACGAGGCUUACAUGUUGCCAGGCUUCCCGUAUCCCGAGAAUGUCGCCUUGUCCUCCCAUCUCGAGUCCUUGGUCAGGGUCAAUGGCGGUGUGCCUGCGACGAUCGGUAUUCUUAACGGCGUCGCUCGAGUCGGCAUGCAAGCAGAAGAAUUGAUUGAACUUGUCUCUACCGCUGGUAGCGAGAAUACUUGGAAAAUCUCCAGGCGGGAUCUGGGCGUCAUUGGUGGUCUAGGCCUCCGAGGCCAGAAACUGAAUGGCGGAACUACAAUCGCAGGAACAAUGGUGCUUGCACAUCUUGCAGGGAUCAAGAUCUUUGCCACUGGUGGCCUUGGAGGUGUUCAUCGAGGUGGUGAAAAUUCCAUGGACAUCUCGGCAGAUUUGACAGAGUUGGGCCGGACUCCCGUUGCGGUGAUCAGUUCUGGGAGUAAAUCGUUCCUCGACAUCCCACGCACUCUGGAAUACCUCGAGACACAAGGCGUUGGCGUCGGGACAUUCGCUGAUGGCAGAACUGGCAAAGUCGACUUUCCUGCAUUCUUUUGCCGAGACAGUGGUGUCAAAAGCCCGCAGACCAUCCUUGAUGAAGCCGAUGCCGCGGCCAUUGUCUAUGCGCAGUCUCAACUGCCUGUACAUUCUGGCUUACUGUUUGCCAACCCUGUGCCGGAACACUCUGCUAUGGCUAAGGAGGACAUUGACUCCAUUAUCGCACGAGCCGUUGCUGAAGCCGACGAGAAGGGCAUUGGUGGGAGCGCUAAUACCCCAUACAUAUUAAAACGCAUCAGGGAGUUGAGUCACGGUGCUAGUGUCAAGGCAAAUGAAGCUCUGAUCGAGGCGAACGUAGUCUGCGGAACUAAGGUCGCGGUCGAAUUGGCUAAGCUCGAACGACGAGAUGGUGCUGCACUUCAGCGGGACCAUGCAAUUCUCAAACGUUCUGCAACUUCCUCGGGGACAUCCACGACAGAGCACGCUUCAACAACGUCUAGAAGCAAUAUCAUUCCCGGGUCGGUCGAACCUCAGGCCGAACCCAUAGAUGUUCUGGUUGCUGGAUCUCUCGCCAGUGACACCAUUUGUGACCAUCAGCCAUUCAAAGACACUCAAUCCCCAAUCUCGCCUACUUUGCAUACAUCGAACCCGUCAAACAUAACUCAAUCGGCAGGUGGAGUCGGUCGCAACGUAGCUAUGGCAGCACACCUUGCAGGCGCCAAAGUCGCUUUAGCAAGCGUGGUGGCAGAUGAUUUGGCCGGAUCAUCACUCCUAAGCCACAUCAAGGAGAGCGGGCUGACGACAACAAACAUCCGACAACUCCCAGCUGCAGACGGUGCCCGAACAGCACAAUAUGUCGCAGUAAAUGACACCGGCAAAGAUCUGGUACUCGCCAUGGCAGAUAUGGCAAUAUUGGCACGACCAGAGAUGGAGUCGUUGGACUACUGGGCGACCAUGUUCGAUCGCAAUAAGCCCAAGUGGGUGGUUGCAGAUGCAAACUGGUCUCCAGAGAUUUUGUCGUCAAUCUUCCAAGCCGCUAAAAGGCAGCAGGCUAUGAUAGCUUUCGAACCCGUCUCCACGGCAAAGGCUGCACGUCUGUUCAGUAAGUCCAACAACACUAUGGCCAAGGCUGGCGUCGUUCCGAAUCACAUCAUCAGUCUAGCCUCUCCAAACAGCAUGGAACUUAAAGCGAUCUAUGAUGCUGCGAGAGAUGCCAUGAUGUUUGAAUCGGAGCAGUGGUGGAAGGUGAUUGAUGGGUUUGGUCUAUCAGGCACAGCAUCACGAGACCGACUCAUAUCUGUUGCCGGAGUUGAACUGGUCAAUGAGGGUAUCCCGCAACAAUGCAUCCAACUUUUGCCGUUUAUCCCGAACCUGGUCACCAAAUUAGGACGUCAUGGCUGUCUCUUGGUCAGCCUGCUGAAAUGUACUGAUGAGAGACUGACACGUCCCGAGUAUGCACCUUACAUACUGUCUAGGAAUAUGUCCGAGGGUUCUGAAGUCGGCGGAGUGUUUAUGCGUUUGAUCCCACCUUCUCAAGAAGUGAGGCAAGAAGAGAUUGUGUCGGUCAAUGGUAUCGGUGACACAAUGUUGGGCGUCAUUGUCGCGGGACUGGGAAAAGGCUACACACUCGAAGAAGUGAUUCCCAUCGCUCAGGAGGCUGCAGUGCUGACGCUGAAAUCACCAGAAGCCGUGUCCCCUGAAGUACAAAGCAUACAAGUGAGGCUCAAGUAAAGAAAGCCAAAGUUCUGAACCAGUCAAUCGUACCAGAAUUUCCAUGUCCAAUGACAGAGAGGUCCGAGUCUUAGUCAUCAAUCGCCUCCUCUGUGGUCCGAUGUUUAUGAACAUCCGCGCCGAAGAACAACAAGCCUUUUCUUUUCCACCCCACAACCGUUUCUUUCGUCUACGACUUAUUGCAUCUCAUGCCCUUGUCGCAUUCAAAACCAUGAGAGCGGAUCGGCUCAUUGGGCUGGUUGCGAUAUUAUAUGCCUUUGAAAAAUCUGUCGCAUCACCUACUGCACAGCCUGAAAACCUCGAUCCGGUCAUUUCCGAGGUCCGAACAAUUGGUUGCAAUAAUCUCACUCGAGAUAGACUGAACGAUAAAAGCCACUCGAUCAAUCAGAAAAUCGUCGGGCGGCAAACAUCGAGCUGUCCAGAUCAAUCGACCGCGUCGUUUUGUAGGAGUGGGUAUUGUUUCUUGUCGUCGACGUACGACGGUUCUACCUGGGGAACUUGUUGUCCGGCCGGGUGGUCCCUGUGGCUGGAUCAGGAGAUCUGGAACAAGCAAAAGUGUUGUCCUCCGGGAACGAGUGGGACGUCAUGCGAUGAUUCGGAACCUCCGUUGGAACCGAAUGACUGUGGUAGUGGUGGAGUGAAAUCCGGUUGGGCCUGUGUCUAUUCCGACCAGACUACGAGUGAUGGUACGAAAGAAGUGAUGUUGUCGAGUACGAUGAUGGCGACGGGGUUGGGUUUGUCGUGGGUUUGGAUGUCGAUCAUCUAACGAAGUGAAUGACCUUUUUUCAUUUCAUUUCAUCAGGGGUACCAUGAGAUAUCUGACAUGGGACGAAUUUACUUUGUUUCCGUUGAUAAUGAAACGCAGCGAGAGAAAGUGAGUGGGCGUAAUGAUUGAACGAUUUUUGACGACCAUACAUCAGACAGAUAUCUCACUGGGUAUCAGUACGAGUAGAACAAAUACAAACCGCGGUCCGCCUUGCAUCUUGUACAGUCUUGUGCCCCUACACACAGGUAGUGACUGG
This is a messenger RNA of Exophiala oligosperma, 3453 nucleotides long. RefSeq lists its product as hypothetical. The record is from RefSeq and is a predicted model, not a curated record. Gene Ontology annotation, molecular function: pseudouridylate synthase activity. The transcript is spliced from 2 exons. The coding region runs from base 233 to 2431 and encodes 732 amino acids. NCBI's taxonomy places the organism in Eukaryota, Fungi, Ascomycota, Eurotiomycetes, Chaetothyriales, Herpotrichiellaceae.